This is a messenger RNA of Cylas formicarius (sweet potato weevil), 2795 nucleotides long. RefSeq names its product ATP-binding cassette subfamily G member 4. The transcript has 10 exons. NCBI's taxonomy places the organism in Eukaryota, Metazoa, Arthropoda, Insecta, Coleoptera, Brentidae. Gene Ontology annotation, cellular component: plasma membrane. The record is from RefSeq and is a predicted model, not a curated record. Bases 233 to 2269 code for a protein of 678 amino acids. Gene Ontology annotation, molecular function: ABC-type transporter activity; ATP hydrolysis activity; ATP binding.
UUUUUCAGUUUUUGUUUCAUUUAUUGUUUGGUAGUUUGAAAGCGAUGCGUAUAAGCGUGGUAAUAAGAAUUAUCAUUGAGUGAUAUCAAUAUUUUUCGUUUUAUUUAGACAGUGGGGUCAGUAAAUUGUUGAUCUCGUUAAAUGUGCGUUACAAAGCGACCCAAACCUCUGAGUGAUUACGUUUAACUUUGUUUUCCGAAUUUGAAAGUUGAUUUUAAGUACUGAACUGAAAAUGAGUGAAAAUCUUUUGUUGACAAGCAGGCCUGGUGAUGUCAAAGUUCAAAUCCAGUCGCCUCAACCGAAAAAGUUAACGCACUUACCCGAGAGACCCAAAGUGGACUUGGCCUUUUCGGAUUUAAAUUAUACCGUCAAACAAGGGAAACAAGACAAAACGAUAUUGAAAAAUGUCAGUGGCAGGCUCAGGUCGGGGGAGCUCACCGCCAUUAUGGGACCGUCGGGGGCUGGCAAAUCCACCCUCUUGAACAUUUUGACCGGGUUCAAGACCGACGGAGUACGUGGACAGGUUUUAAUGAACGACAAGGAAAGAGAUUUAAGUCAGUUCAGAAAAUUGUCUGCUUAUAUUAUGCAGGACAAUCAACUACAUGGAAAUUUGACGGUGGACGAAGCUAUGACUGUUGCUGCAAAAUUGAAAAUCGGGGAAAAAUCACGACCCGAAAGAGAGGACAUCAUAUCAGAAAUAUUGGACACAUUGGGACUAAUAGAUCACAGAACGACAAUGACGAGCGGCUUAUCCGGAGGUCAAAAGAAAAGGCUUUCAAUUGCCCUAGAGCUCGUAAGCAACCCUCCGAUCAUGUUUUUUGACGAGCCGACCAGCGGGCUUGAUUCUUCAUCGUGUUUUCAGUGUAUAUCUCUUUUGAAGACACUGGCUAGAGGCGGAAGAACUAUAAUAUGUACAAUCCAUCAACCAUCUGCCAGACUUUUUGAAAUGUUCGAUCAGCUGUACACCCUUUCGGACGGCCAGUGUGUCUAUCAGGGUUCGACAAAGAUGCUUGUGCAAUUUUUGGGCAGGUUGGGAUUACAGUGUCCUUCAUACCAUAACCCUGCUUCUUACAUUAUUGAGGUCGCCUGUGGCGAAUACGGAAACCACACCAGAAAGCUUGUUAACGCCAUCGAUAAUGGGAAAAACGAUGUUCGGGAAGGUAAACCCCUACCCGAGUUGAAAAUAACUGACAACUUAAAUAACGCCGAGAAAUACGCCCACGAUAUAAAAAAUACUAUCGUUGCCUCUAAGUUCAACAAAGACGAUAAAAACGCGAAAGUUUAUAACGAUACCACCAUUCCCGCUUUGCCACAGAAAGUUUUGAACAACGGCGUUAAAGACGAUCAUUCAAAAGAUGACGUAGAAAAGGCUAAUGCUGAGUCUGCUUUGCUCGGCGAUAACGCGAUGCCUGUCAAACAACCUAGAUAUGGUAACACUGAACUUCAGCAGUUCUUCAUAAUUUUGAAAAGGACUUUACUAUUUAGCAGAAGAGACUGGACCCUUAUGUAUCUGCGACUGUUUGCCCACAUAUUGGUCGGUUUUCUGAUUGGCGCGCUGUAUUUUAAAAUCGGCAAUGACGGCGCUAAGGUUCUCUCUAAUCUUGGAUUUCUGUUCUUCAAUAUGUUGUUCUUGAUGUACACUUCGAUGACCAUUACCAUUCUGUCUUUCCCGUUAGAAAUGCCGGUCUUAUUAAAGGAACAUUUCAACAGAUGGUAUUCUCUAAGAUCCUACUAUUUGGCUAUCACAUUAUCUGACAUUCCGUUUCAGACAAUUUUUUGCGUUAUCUACGUGACAAUAGUAUAUUUUAUGACUGCUCAACCUUUGGAGGCAUCCAGAUAUGGAAUGUUCCUUUUGGCAUGUUUGUUGGUAUCCUUCGUGGCGCAAAGUAUUGGACUCGUUGUGGGCGCAGCCAUGAAUGUUCAGAAUGGUGUAUUUUUGGCUCCAGUGAUGUCGGUACCUUUUCUGCUCUUCUCUGGUUUCUUUGUAUCAUUCGACGCCAUACCUGUGUAUUUAAGAUGGAUCACCUAUUUGUCUUACAUAAGAUAUGGUUUCGAAGGUACGGCUUUGGCGACAUACGGAUUUGAUAGGUCGAAACUUCAGUGUUUCAUUAGUUACUGUCACUUUAAAUCUCCGUCAAUUACCCUGGAAGAGCUCGACAUGAUCGAUUCGAGUUAUAUGGUGGAUAUUGUUGCGCUGGUGGUAAUAUUUAUAGUUUUAAGAAUCGCGGCGUAUGUAUUUUUGAAAUUGAAGCUGAGAGCGAAUCAUUAAAACUGCAACAAUUAUUAUCGUAUAUUAGAAAAGACGUCUGUAUUUACAAGUAUAUCAAGUAGGUGGAAGUAGUGCAAAGCAAUUUUAUUAUAAAAUGUUGAAGAAAAUGUUGGAGGUUAAACUUACAAAAGAUUUAGAUCUUUAUGUUCGAUAGGUGAGAUAGAUGAGUUUCUAAUGUGCUGUAGUUUAGGGGCUGUGAGAUAUUAAGUUGCAAAAUACACUUGCCAGUUGAAAAAUUGCCGACUUCCAUGACUAUUCAUAAACAUUCUUAGAUUGUAGGUUUGUAAGUUAGGACUACGUAGGUUGCUUGUUGAAUUUUGUCUUACAAAGCUGCAUUGAAACCUUUAAUUCGUUUUUUUUUUACAUCUACACAAAUGAAUCACAUAAGGUUUACAGUUCAUGUUAUCGAAGAUCUUUGUUAUAAUAUGGACCAUCUUAAUGUUUAGAAUUUUAUAUAACUUAGGUGUUAGGUAAAUAAAUAUUUUAUAUAUGAUGUACAGGGUUACAAAUAAAUUAUUUUAAAAUA